UCAGACAAGAGUUGACCUCUUAACAAGACUUCACAACAAGAGUUGUUCAAACAAAGAGAUGAAGCCGUUUCCUUCCCUCCUGGCAUUGGGGUUGUGCCUAAUGUUCAGCCAGCCAGUCCUGUCUACAGAGGAAAGUUUGGGUGGCCCUUUCAUUCACAGUUCAGUGGAGGAGGCAAAGAGACUCGUAGAUGAAGCCUACAAGUACUCCCGUGAAAAGAGUCUGGAGAGAGUGCGUGGGCAGUCCACCAGGCCCUCAGAUGUCCUGCGUCUCCUGAAGCAGCCUGCUAGGGACACGCGCUCUGCUGUACGAUCUGCAGACUACCUGGAGAACACCCUGAGACUGAUCCAUGAGAAAGUCCACAGCACGCACAGGCUGCACAAACGCUCGCUCAACGCAACAGACCUGCUCACACCGGAGGAGCUAGACACCAUUGUCCGGGUAACUGGCUGUGCAGCUCGUGUCAGCAAACCCUCCUGCCGCAACACACCCAACAUGAACAAGUAUCGCACAGCCACCAGUGUCUGCAACAACCUGAAGUACCCUCGUCUUGGAGCCUCAAACACCCCCUUCACUCGUUGGCUGCCUGCUCAGUAUGACGAUGGGGUCUCUCGACCCAAUGGCUGGGACCGAAACACGCGCUUCAACAACUUUGUGCUCCCUCUGGUAAGGGAGGUCUCUAACCGUAUCCUGGCAACCAAUGACUCUGGUGUAGUGAGCGAUCGCGAGUUCACACACUUUGUCACCUUCUUUGGCCAGUGGAAUGACCAUGACAUGACGUUCACACCCUUCUCCCCCAGCAUCCGCUCCUUUAGCAACGGCCUGAACUGUAACGAGAAAUGUGAGCGCUCCGAGCCCUGUUUCCCCAUCCAGAUUCCUCCCAGAGACCCACGCUUGCCCACUGGCCCAGACAGCUGCAUCCCAGUCUUCAGAUCAGCGCCUGCAUGCGGCACAGGGGAGUCUGCUUUCAAUUUCGGUGGCGUGGCCACGAAGAGGGAGCAGAUCAAUUCCCUGACGGCCUUCCUUGACUUGGGGCAAGUGUACGGCUCUGAGGAUGGGCUGGCACGUGACCUCCGUGAACUCACCAACGAUGGUGGCCUGCUGCGUGUCAACAAAAACUUCACAGACAACGGGCGCGAGUUGCUACCCUUCACUAACUUGAAGGGGAACAUGUGUGCCACCCGCAGGAGAGUCACCAAUGACACCAAUGCCAAGGAAGUGCCCUGUUUCAUUGCAGGUGAUGCCCGUGUGGAUGAGAACAUAGCCUUAACAUCCAUUCACACGUUGUUCAUGCGUGAGCACAACCGUCUGGCCCGUGCCCUGAGUCGUCUCAAUCCACAAUGGGAUGCUGAGACACUCUAUCAGGAGGCUCGCAAGAUCAUGGGCGCCUACACCCAGCUGUUUGUGUUCCGGGACUACCUGCCGCACAUCGUGGGCCCAGACAUCAUGGCCCGGCAGCUGGGCCGUUACCCUGGAUACAACGAGAACGUUGAUCCCAGCAUUGCCAACGUGUUUGCUACAGCAGCUUACCGCUUUGCCCACCUGGCCAUCCAGCCCAUGCUGUCCCGCCUGGACAGCAACUACAGGGAGAAUACCAUGUUCCCCAGUGUGCCCCUGUUCAAGGCCUUCUUCACGCCCUGGAGGCUGGUGUUUGAGGGUGGUAUCGACCCUCUGAUCCGUGGUCUGGUGGGUCGCCCAGCCAAGCUGAACACCCAAGAUCACAUGUUGGUGGACGCUGUGAGGGAGAGACUCUUCCAGUUCGUAGAACACCUGGCUCUGGACCUGGGCUCCCUCAACAUGCAGCGUGGACGCGACCAUGGCCUGCCUGGCUACAAUGCUUGGCGUAAAUCCUGUGGGCUCUCAACGCCUUCAAACGAGGCUGAGCUGGGUGUAGUUCUGAACAACAGAGACCUGGCCCGCAGAUUGCUGCAGCUCUACGGCACCCCAGCUAACAUUGACGUGUGGAUGGGGGGCGUGGCUGAACCAUUUGUAGUCAGGGGCCGAGUCGGACCUCUCUUUGCCUGCCUCAUCGCCACCCAGUUCCAGAGGAUCCGCCAGGGAGACAGGCUGUGGUAUGAAAACACAGGUGUCUUCACCUCAGCACAGAGGGAUAGCCUGAGUCGUGCCUCUCUGGCUCGGAUCAUCUGUGACAACACUGGCAUUUCGACCGUGCCCCUUGACGCCUUCAGCAUCCCCAAUAAUGGGAACAACAGACUCACCAACUGCAACCGUAUCCCGCAAUUAAACCUCCAAGCCUGGAGGGAGAGACCUACAAUGGCCAAACAGCAGAACCACGACCAGGACAAGAACCAGCAGGAGGAUCAGAAUCAGGAGCAACAACAACAGGACCAGGACAAUGAGAUCCCCCUGAUUUGAGGCCUCCUUGACCCCCAGGACCCAGCAGCAACACCACCCUGCAGUUCUCCAUCAUAGCACACGUUCAAAAUUCACGAUGCCACUUUGGAACCAGGACUUAAGGGUGUUGUAAUUAAACGCUGGAGGUAAUGUGGGGUUGUUCCAAAUAGGGGUGCCUGGCGAUAUCGUUUUCAUUGCAUAAAAAAUAUAUAUAUUUGCAUUCUGAUAUUUUGUUAUGCCUUUGUUACUGUGACUUUGUAUAUGUUGUUUACUCAUUCUGUGUCAAAAAAUCAAGGAGUACUGUGUGAAUUUUAAUGCAUUGAUUUGUGCAAAGGAAUGCAAAAGACAAAUUAUAGAGUAAAUGUAUAAAUAAACAAAAAGGAAAACUACUGCUGAAUUCCUCUAUACGCAUCUUACCUCGAACAUAUUCAUUUGCACUGAACAUGUAGGACUACCGUAAAUAGCUAAUAGUUCUAGUAACAUAUUUUGUAUAAUUAGCUUAUUAUAAACAAUCUUAACAUUGUUAGUUGAGAUGUUCAAGUCAGUUAUCAAUGUUUUAUAUAUACAGCAUAUAUAAUGAAAAAAACAAAAUAUUAUAUAACACAACUACAGAAAUUAAGAUUAUGCACACUUCCUGAAUGUUGUGCUUAUUUAAAUGUGUACUGCACCUGUAACCUAUUUUCUUUACUGCUUUUUAUGGUUUAUUUGACUAAUAUUACAUUUUAUUGAAACCCUGUA
Molecule: messenger RNA, 3091 nt
Organism: Coregonus clupeaformis (lake whitefish)
Lineage: Eukaryota; Metazoa; Chordata; Actinopteri; Salmoniformes; Salmonidae
Product: eosinophil peroxidase
Exons: 13
Coding region: 59-2374 (771 amino acids)
Biological process (GO): response to oxidative stress
Molecular function (GO): peroxidase activity; heme binding
Source: RefSeq, a predicted model, not a curated record